AUGUGGGAGGUGGAUAUUAUUACUGGUCUGCAGCUGCGGAGCAUAGAAGAGCCUCCAGGUGGCGCGGGCGGUGGCAUGCCCGCGCCAACCUGUUACGAUGCAGAAUGUGCCCGCACUGAAGCCUGGCUUGAUGAGAACCAGGAGUUUGUACACGACUAUUUCUUAAGGAAGGCGACGCGACAGGUAGUGGACGCGUGGUUAGUCUCACACGCGACGCCGCCUAGCGCCGAACUAGCGUCCCCUUCGAGGGCAGGUUCUGGAUCAGGCGCAACUACUCCUGUCAGGAAGAUCUCAGCGCACGAAUUCGAGCGCGGUGGCCUCCUGAAGCCCCUGGUAACGACGGUCGACGGCACUCCUACCUUCCUGGGCGACCAGCCUCCACACGCCACGCCGUCGCGGCCGCAGCGACGAUCGCGACACGAGCUCCGUCAGCUGGACGAAAAGGAACUCAUAUUUGAAUUAGUUAAAGAUAUCUGCAACGAGUUGGAGGUUCGUUUUCUCUGCCACAAAAUACUUCAAAACGUAUCAAUACUACUCGAUGCGGACAGGGGUUCACUGUUCCUCGUACAGGGCGAGAGGGCGUCAUCACCCCAUCCACAAAAUGGAAGAUGUCUGGUGUCGAAAUUAUUUGACGUGUGCUCGAAGUCCACGCCGGAGCAGAUGGAGCAACUCGAAGAGAUCAGGAUACCGUGGGGAAGUGGCAUUGUGGGCUAUGUUGCGGAGAGCGGCGAGCCUGUCAACAUACCUGAUGCUUAUAAGGACGAGCGAUUCAACCACGACAUCGACCAGCAGACGGGUUACAAGACGAGGUCGCUUCUCUGCAUGCCGAUCAAGGAUAUCAAUGGAGAAGUAAUCGGUGUUGCACAGGUGAUAAACAAACAGAACGAUGGCCCGUUCACGGCAUACGAUGAAAAAGUCUUCGCUUCUUACCUUCAAUUCUGCGGUAUUGGUCUUCGGAAUGCACAGUUGUACGAGAGAUCUCAGUUGGAAGUCAAAAGGAAUCAAGUCCUUCUGGACUUGGCGAGAAUGGUCUUCGAAGAGCAGAGCACGAUAGAGCACAUGGUUUUGAGGAUACUGACACACACGCAGAGUUUGAUACGGUGUCAGCGGGUACAGGUGCUACUUGUGCACGAGGCGUCUAAGGGCAGUUUCUCUCGUGUAUUCGAUUUAGAGGCUGGAGAUGACGAGGCGCCCGGAACACCAAGAACGUCUCCCUAUGAAAGUCGGUUCCCCAUUAACAUUGGUAUUACGGGAUACGUUGCUACCACUGGGGAGACCGUUAACAUCGCUGACGCAUAUCUCGACCCCCGUUUCGACCCCUCCGUAGACGAGGACGCGGGGUUCAAACACAACACCAUCCUUUGCAUGGCUAUCAAAAAUUCCGAGGGUAGAAUCAUUGGUGUGAUUCAAUUAAUCAAUAAAUUCGACGACUUGCUUUUCACAAAGAAUGACGAGAACUUCGUGGAAGCGUUCGCGAUAUUCUGCGGUAUGGGUAUACACAAUACCCAUAUGUAUGAAAAGGCAAUCACUGCCAUGGCCAAGCAGAGCGUGACCCUCGAUGUGUUAAGUUACCACGCUUCUGCCUCUUUAGACGACGCCCAGCGAUUGCGGAAUUUAAGGAUACCCUCAUCAGUCCACUUUAAUCUUCACGAACUCGCCUUCGACGAUAUAGACCUCACUGAUGACGAUACCCUCAAAGCUUGUCUCAGAAUGUUUCUGGACCUCGACUUUGUUGAGAGGUUCCAUAUAGAUUACGGCGUGCUCUGCAGAUGGUUGUUGAGCGUUAAGAAGAAUUACCGCAAUGUAACCUACCAUAACUGGAGGCAUGCUUUUAACGUCGCCCAGAUGAUGUUCGCCAUAUUAACUGAGACGCAAUGGUGGAAGAUAUUUGGCGAAUUGGAAUGUUUGGCAUUAAUAAUAGGCUGCUUAUGUCACGACCUUGAUCAUCGAGGGACCAAUAACUCUUUUCAAAUCAAGGCGUCAUCUCCUUUAGCGCAAUUGUAUUCGACGUCGACGAUGGAACAUCAUCACUUCGACCAAUGCUUGAUGAUCCUCAAUUCACCUGGAAAUCAGAUUUUGGCCAAUUUGUCUUCAGAAGACUAUGAAAAAGUCGUGAAAGUUUUGGAAGAUGCUAUCUUAUCUACCGAUUUAGCCGUAUAUUUUAGCAAGCGCGCGGCGUUCCUGGAGCUGGUGCGCGAGCGCGCGGCGGGCGGCGCGUGGGGCGCGUGCGCGCGGCGGCGCGGGCUGCUGCGCGCCAUGCUCAUGACGGCGUGCGACCUGGCCGCCAUCUCCAAGCCGUGGCCCGUGGAGCGCCGCGUGGCCGCGCUCGUGGCCGGCGAGUUCUUCCGCCAGGGCGACCUCGAGCGCCAGAACCUCAACCUCACGCCCAUCGAUAUAAUGAACAGAGAUAAAGAGGAUCAGCUCCCUGCUAUGCAAGUCAAAUUUAUCGAUACUAUUUGCCUCCCCAUAUAUGAGGCAUUUGCGGUGCUUUCGCCAGCGUUACAACCUAUGCUCGACCGAGUGAAAUCAAACCGGGCACAUUGGAUUGAACUCGCGAAUAAUGACAAAAACAGCGGUGAAAAGUUCGACUACGGCCUCGACAAGGACCAUAUGCAUGAAAGAAACGAUAAAUCAAGCACUAGUUCACACGUUGAUGACACGGAGGGGACUUACGAAGGGGACAGCAGUGGAGCGGUAAGCUUAUCAUCAGAAACCAAUUCUAAGUACGAAAACUUAGAAAACCCUGUGGUCGGACUCGUAUGCAACAACGCUUUAACACUACCGAGAGAUCCGAAAAUCUGUCAGCUGAACGAACUGAACUAA
This is a messenger RNA of Melitaea cinxia (Glanville fritillary), 2823 nucleotides long. It is a transcript of the gene Pde11, whose product is annotated as dual 3',5'-cyclic-AMP and -GMP phosphodiesterase 11-like. The coding region runs from base 1 to 2823 and encodes 940 amino acids. Gene Ontology annotation, molecular function: 3',5'-cyclic-AMP phosphodiesterase activity; 3',5'-cyclic-GMP phosphodiesterase activity; protein binding. NCBI's taxonomy places the organism in Eukaryota, Metazoa, Arthropoda, Insecta, Lepidoptera, Nymphalidae. The record is from RefSeq and is a predicted model, not a curated record. The transcript has 18 exons. Gene Ontology annotation, biological process: signal transduction.